AUGGCUCGUAAAGGACAGGUUUCCAUACAGGAUAAUGUGGAGACAAAUGAAGACUUCGAAGCUUAUUUACAAUCUCAUUUCCAUCAACUGAUAUGUAUGGAAGUAUAUUCCGAGUUUUGUGGCUAUUGCCUAGCUACAGGGAAUGCGAUCAGAAAGGGGAAGUUAGAAAUAGGACAGGAUCGAAUUGCUAUGGUCAAGGCACUUGCAGAUAAUAUUGACGCACUAGUGAGGUUUAAGAACCGCAGUGAACCUGUUUUCCUUUUUAUCAUGAAAGGAAAACUAACCCGUGCUAUGUUUGGCGCAAACGGAAUAGAGCUAUGUCGGAUCAUAGAGGAAGAGUUAGGCUUGAUGCAAAGAGAGAAGGACACCGGAGUGGAGAGGCAUAAGCAAGAGAUUCACGAGAUGCUGCCGGAGGAAGCUGCGAAAAUCGAAGAAGAUUUAAAAUUAGAAGAAGAAGCGCGCGAAAAUACUGAGAGAUUGCGCGUUCUGACGUUGGCGGCGCGCAAGAAGAGAGUCUGCGAGCGACUUGCGGCUCACGUCAGACGCAUCAACUUCAUUAUGUUCUGGCCGCACUGUCACAAGGCGCACUAUGAUUUGUAUGAGAAGUGGGAUAUGAUAAACAUACAAGUCGCGGCGAAGGAAACGUUCAUAAUAACCGAGGAGGGCGCCAAGGAGGCUCUCUACAUGAGCGACGUGGAGCCCAACGAGGCCUGUCUCCACGCGCUCAUGAAUGGGGAGACCUUGGUGGUUGUGUUCAAGAUGUUUGACACCGAUAAUAGAGACUUUGUCAAACUAUUACGACACGCGCUCUACGAAGAAAUCCCGGUGCCGAAAGAGGACGUGCCACCAGAGAAGCAAGUGCCUCCAAUACCGGCGUAUGAACGUUACGCCAGUAUUAGCAAGACCGCUAGAGAAGUCCGCAGGGAGCGGUAUGAAGCUCGGAUGCAGAAAUUGCGCGAAGAAAAAGAAGAGAGGGAGCGUCUAGCGGCAGAACAGGCUCGACUUGCGAGAGAGGCUGAAGAAGAGCGGCAGAGGCUGGAGAAGCAGCGACAGGAAGAAGAGAGAAUGGCGAGGAUUCAAGCUGGGUUACCAGCGGAUCCAGAACCUGAAGAGACCGGAGAGGAAGUGGAAGGAGAGGAAACUGAGAAGGCGGAGACUGAGCAAGAAGAUAAUCCCGAGGAAGAAGAGAAAGUAGAAGAGGAAGAGGAGUUCCACUCUGACGUAUCGGUAGAAGGGGAAGAGUACAUUCCCCCAGGAGGACUGUUCGUGCCCGGACUCUACUCGCCGCCCAACGAUCUGGCCAAAGCGAAUGGUCUUGCUUAUUUCUAUCCUAAGAUUGUAUCAGAGUUAGCUACAAUCGAAUCCGAGUUCCUCCCGCCGCACGUGCUAGUGAUGUUCUCUAUCGAUAAACGCCAAGACGUUAAGGAGAUCAUGGAUCAGUAUCCAGAGGACAUCCUUAAUUAUGGGAUUUUCAUCGGUGACGACCCGUACUCCGCUGAGCACCUGGCGUUCACGAUUAAACAGUAUGACAAGAUGGAGAGGGUGAGGAAACACAAAGACCGUCUCGCCAUAAUGGUGUCCCGUAGGCGUAGUCUGGCCCUCCUGCAACUAGCUGGCCUGAACCCGUGCUAUAUAUCCUCUGACGUGACCUCUGGCGAAAAGGAGUGCCUCACUAUGUUCCCGGUGGGCUACGGGGAUGAUUACUUUGAGGAGGAAAGCGUUCAUGAGGAGGAAAUUGCCGAGGUGGUUGAAGUAACGGAACCCGUGGAACCGGCUGAACCUGAAGUCACCGAUGAAGCAAAGGGCGAUGAAGACGAAGAUGAAGACGAAGAUUAA
Molecule: messenger RNA, 1836 nt
Organism: Zerene cesonia (dogface butterfly)
Lineage: Eukaryota; Metazoa; Arthropoda; Insecta; Lepidoptera; Pieridae
Exons: 15
Coding region: 1-1836 (611 amino acids)
Source: RefSeq, a predicted model, not a curated record